ACGGCAAGGCAGGCGCUCGACAUGAAUUAUUUUUAAUCCGAUUUAUGUGUAAACUACAAUAAUACAAUAACUUGGGAUUGUUAUAAAGAAAUCACGACCUUGUCUCUCAUCAGACGUUGCCAUGGGUCGUACGCAACGCAAAAGAAGACAUAAAAAAGCUCGCAAUUUCCACACUUGCAACGAAAGCACAGAAAUAGUUUUAUUAAACUCCUGGCUGAAGAAACAAGGUAUGAAAUGUAACGAGAAGCUUGUACUGGCUGUAUUUGACGACACUGGCCGCGGCGUGCUGACAAAACGAAAGAUAAAGGCCGGAGAGGAGUUGCUAAAUCUACCACUUAAUUGCACUAUCAAUGUAACUAGUAUUUUGAUGGAUGUAGACUUUUGCAGUAUAUUUUUAGUGAACAAAGCACCAUGUGUGGUAGAGUACAAGCGCAAGGUAUCGUUUCAAUCAUUAAUGGCUAUGUACUUAGUGUUCUUAAAAAUACAGGGAUCCAAAACAAAAUGGUCAAUAUACUUAAAUAGUUUACCUAAAGAAUAUACAGUUCCUUAUUUUUUGCCAAACUACCUAAAGUGUCACAUUGACACUGAUAUCUUAGCUGUGAUUAAUAAACAAAAUGAAAUUAUUAAGACAUCAUUCCAUAUUUUUGAAAAAAUUUUAGAGAACAGUAAUAGUGACAAAGAUGCUGUUAUUAAAUUAAAAGCUAAGUUUACAAUGUCUGUUUAUGAAUGGGCGUAUUUCACAGUGAAUACAAGGUGUGUUUAUAUGGAUCUAUCAAAAUUAGUUGAUCUCAUAAAUGUAGAAAAUUCAAUAUUAAAUCUUAUACACGAUAAUACUAAAAUAUCACUAUGUCCUUACUUAGAUAUGAUAAAUCAUAGCCCCAGCGCUAGAAACGAAACUAAAUUAAUGGUUAGCUUUAAUGUAAAAAAUAUCAAUGUAAAUUAUUUAAAUGACAAAUUAUUUUCCGAUGUAUGGUUCUCAAUAUAUACAAAAAGUCAUUUUGAUUCAUAUACCGAAGUCUACAUAUGCUAUGGGGAUAGUCACAAUCUGAAACUUAUAACGGAGUACGGUUUCUAUUUACCAGCCAAUGAUCUUGAUUAUGUAUCAUUUAAUUUUGAGGAUGUUUUAAUCUUUUUGAAAUCUAAAUUGAUAAAGUUAUCACAAGACCAAAUGGCAUUUAUUCAUAAUCAUGGUUUGAAUAAACAUUUGUAUAUUGAUUUGAGAGGUUUGAGCUUUAAUUUAUAUGGAUUAUUAAUGGUAGUAAAGUAUUACUACAACCAAAGUCAUGAUGUCAGCAGAAUGCUCUAUUCUGCAGCUUUAUGUUCAAAUGACAAACUUUUAAAUGAAUUGAUAACACCAAUGGUUAGAGAUAAGGUAGUAAGUGUCAAAGAGUCUCUUAGUAAAUUAGAAACUUAUGAAUGUGAUUAUGUUUUAAGUAAUUGUAUAGCACUCAUGUCUCAGUAUGUUGUUAUAUUAGAAAAAUUUAUUAAAUACUAA
Hyposmocoma kahamanoa is the source of this 1495-nucleotide messenger RNA. RefSeq names its product SET domain-containing protein 4. NCBI's taxonomy places the organism in Eukaryota, Metazoa, Arthropoda, Insecta, Lepidoptera, Cosmopterigidae. Gene Ontology annotation, biological process: positive regulation of transcription by RNA polymerase II; peptidyl-lysine monomethylation; peptidyl-lysine trimethylation. Gene Ontology annotation, molecular function: histone H3K4 methyltransferase activity; histone H3K36 methyltransferase activity; protein binding. The transcript has a single exon. The record is from RefSeq and is a predicted model, not a curated record. Bases 122 to 1495 code for a protein of 457 amino acids.